GAGAGAGAGGGAGACUGCAGAUGCAGAAAUGCUCGGGCACUGACACCAGCUGAGAUAAGACCCUCCUCGCAGUGUGUAUAUUUAUAUUUAUAUGUACACAUACAUGUUUGCGCGUGUCUUUCUCCGGAGACGCGGCGGGUCUCGUCAUUCUGUUUCUGCGGAGGACUCGGGUCCGAUCGGGUUCCCUCCGCCGAUGAGGUGCGCAGCCGAAGUUUGAGAGUCCGUGUUUUUCGGGUUCUUCUUCUUCUUCUUCUUUUCGAUCUCGAGUGGUCCCGCUGCUGUUGUUGGAUCGUUGUUUCGGGCUCCGAAAGAGGAUGGUGCUGGACAAGGAGGAGAGCGUGUCCCUCGUGUCCCUCCAGUCCAGGGAGAAGCCGAGGGGCUGCGCCGGCUGCAACGGGAGGAUCCGGGACCGCUUCAUGCUGCAGGCCUUGGACAGGUACUGGCACGAGGACUGCCUCAAGUGCGCCUGCUGCGACUGCCGCCUGGGCCGGGUGGGCUCCAGCCUCUACACCCGGGCCAACCUCAUCCUCUGCCGCAGGGACUACCUGAGGCUCUUCGGGGUGACGGGGACCUGUGCAGCCUGCAGUAAGCUGAUCCCUGCCUUUGAGAUGGUGAUGAGAGCCAGAGACAACGUCUACCAUUUAGACUGCUUCGCCUGUCAGCUCUGCCGCCAGAGGUUUUGCGUGGGAGACAAGUUUUUCCUGAAGAACAACAUGAUCCUGUGCCAGCUGGACUACGAAGGAGGCCACCUGGACGGCAGCGCGCAGCGGCAGCCGCAGUAAGAGCAUCUUCUGGGUGCUGCUGGGGGCGGUUCUUCACACGUUCUUCUUCUCUCUCGGCGCCGAGCAGGACGUUGCACUUGGAGACCGACAGCAGCAGAGUCCCGGUUUCGGGCCGCGGAGCGAACGCCGACGGGACGCAUUUGCCACGAUUGAGCUCUUUAUCGCGGAGCAGCGUGGAAACUCUCCUGAAAACAUUCCUGGUCAGAUCCGGGUCACCGAAACUGGAAACACAAGGGGAGGCGGGGGGGGGGGGGAGCCGCCCGUCACGGGACACGAGUCGGCUAACUGAACCGACCUCGGCGGCGCGGAGCAUCCGGAGGCCGCGAAAAACUGACUGAGACCUUUUUUCAAACGCGGUUUGAGGAGGAUCGACCUGCUCCUCCUCCUCCUCCUCGUCCUCCUCCUCCUCCUCCUCCUCCUCUCCAGAGGACUCGACCGGACUGAGCGACGCCUCGAAAAACCCGCCAAAGUUUUGUUUUCAUUCUGAUUGACGAAAUAAACUGAAUUUUAUCUG
This is a messenger RNA of Pungitius pungitius (ninespine stickleback), 1296 nucleotides long. RefSeq names its product rhombotin-1-like. The record is from RefSeq and is a predicted model, not a curated record. Gene Ontology annotation, cellular component: nucleus. NCBI's taxonomy places the organism in Eukaryota, Metazoa, Chordata, Actinopteri, Perciformes, Gasterosteidae. Gene Ontology annotation, molecular function: transcription coactivator activity; DNA-binding transcription factor binding. The transcript has 5 exons. Gene Ontology annotation, biological process: positive regulation of transcription by RNA polymerase II. Bases 315 to 782 code for a protein of 155 amino acids.